UAUCAAUCGGCAUACUUAUUUUUAUCAUAUUUGGCUUCUUCUUUUUUUCUUUCUUUUGUACUAAAAAACUUUCAACUAAUCUCGAUAGUAUAUACUAACUGCAUGGUGUCAACUAAUAUGCCAAUAUGAGAUGCCACAAAUUCCACCUUCAUCGAUGGAUCCCUUAUUCCUUCAAUCAUCUCGAGUUGGACGCCGUAGCCUCAAGCCAAGCAUCUGAUCUGAAUUUGACGACAAAUCCGACCCACAGGUCUUGAGGAGUUCCACGAGCACAGCGACAACGACUAUACAGCAACAACGACUGCAACUUAAAAAAAAAGGACGCUCGAUCGGAAAGGCAAGCUAGGGCAUUCGAAUCAGUUGAGGGUUUUGCCGGAAGCCUCGUGUGCUUAAUUUAUGAUUGUGCCAAUUGAGAAAAAGGGCGGAGUUAGAUUAGAUAACUGGAAAUUGGAAAUCGGAAGUCGAAAUUGGGAGAAGACGGGUUGUUGGGGGAUGCCUUGUUUUAGAGACGAGUCCCUUGCGGUUCGCGCCUAUACAGUUUGCGAUGAGUCAAGGUAUUUGAUUGUGAGGAACGUCCCGGCAUUGGGUUGUGGAGAUGACUUGCACAAACUGUUCUCCUCCUACGGGAACCUUGAAGAGUGUAAACCCAUGGAUGCAGAAGAAUGUGAUGAAUUCACAGACGUUUAUUUUGUCAAAUUUCAUUUGGUCACCAAUGCCAGGUUUGCAAAAAGAAAAUUGGAUGAGUUUGUUUUCCUUGGUAAUCGGCUCCAAGUCUCUUAUGCGCCUGAGUUUGAAAGCUUGCUUGAUACAAAGGAAAAGCUGGAAGUUAGGAGACGGGAAGUUUUAGCACGAUUGGAUUCUGGCAGACCAAGAGGAACUGCAGUUAGUUCAACAACCGCAAAGCUUACAAAUCAAUCUCGCUCUCAUUAUACUCUUAAACAGAAGAACUCCCUUGAAAAGAGUAGGAAUUAUGGAGACGCAGCACUCAUUUCCAAUCCCCAUGUUUCUCAAAUAACAAGAGUUUCCUCUGACCAGGAUUACUUCGCAUCUGAAUCUAUGAAUCAAACUGUGCAUCUCGUCAGGGAAAAGCUUGAUAAGAUUCAAUCAAGCAGCGAACAUCUGCAAGCUGGACCUGCGAGCAAGAAAUCACGUAUGGACAAUAGGAGGAGAAUCUAAUGCUUGCCGACCUCUUUAUAGAGACGGUUAAUAGGUGUUUCAACGUUGUAUCAAAAGUUAUUAUUUUGACAUGUCGCAUAUAGGCAGAUUUGCAGUGUACACAAAUUAAACUGUUUGAUCUUUUAUUCCAAAGGUGGAAAAGGAAUAGCGCAUGCAACAAACUUCUGUAGAGGAGUGUUUUAUUGUCAUCACUAUAGCACGCAUUGCUAUUAGCAGUUCUUCUCACACGAGGAUCGUGAUUGUAGAUUUAUAGAACAACUUUUUACCAAAA
Messenger RNA from Cucumis sativus (cucumber), 1444 nucleotides. RefSeq names its product RNA-binding protein 48. The coding region runs from base 394 to 1173 and encodes 259 amino acids. The transcript has 10 exons. The record is from RefSeq and is a predicted model, not a curated record. NCBI's taxonomy places the organism in Eukaryota, Viridiplantae, Streptophyta, Magnoliopsida, Cucurbitales, Cucurbitaceae. Gene Ontology annotation, molecular function: RNA binding. Gene Ontology annotation, cellular component: nucleoplasm.